AGAAGUAAACAAAAUUAACUAAAACUAUAAAUCAGUGAAAAUUUGCUCAUCUAUUCUAUUAAUAUAACCGUACAGAAACAAGCAAAGACUUGGAUAUAUGGAAUUAUCGACUUACAAACUUUACAAAGAUGGACUUGUAGAAUUAUUUUCACAUGCGUCAAACUUUGAACAGUAAACUCUGCAAAAUACUUUAAACAUGGAGUUAUGUGAACAGCUUUACAAAUAAAUAUUUCAUUUCAAAUUCUGAUCCAUUAUCCAAUUUAUACAGAUGAUAUAUCAAAAAUUACUUUGCUUAUGGAUUUUUUUCCUGUUUAUUUCUCUAUUUUCAGGCCAUAGAAUUUUUCAAAGACGUUAUGUGGUCACAUUGCUAGCUUUUUUGUGUGGUAUGGUGGCGCAGUCCCAUCGCAUAAAUAUCAGCUUCGCUAUAGUAGCAAUGGUUAACACCAGCAUUACUCUGCCGAAUUCGAAAAAUAAGACAGUAACAGAUUGCGAAACUUCAUAUUUAGAAAGUGAAUCUACAAAUUUAUUGAAGAAAGUUCCAGAAUUCAAUUGGAAUCCUGAAAUCCAAGGAUAUAUACUGAGUGCUGGAUAUAUAGGAUAUCUUAUUACAAUAAUACCUGGGGGCUUUCUUUCCAGGCGGUAUGGAGUAAAACGAAUAUUAUUUACAAGUAUUUUAGGCACUUCUCUGUGCAAUUUAGUAUCCCCUGCAGCUGCCAGGAUACAUCCAUAUUUGCUUGCAGUUGUACAUUUUAUCAGAGGAGUGUUCCAGGGUCCACCAGCUGCCGCAUUUGCUCUCUUAACGGCACGUUGGUUUCCUAUACAAGAAAGAGGUUAUCUUGCAACGUUUUUAUAUCUUGGCUUCCCAACGGGUGCCUCUGUCGGAAGUUUAAUAUCUGGACCUAUUAGUGAAAUCAACUUAGAUGGUGGAUGGCCAUUAAUAUUUUACUUUUUUGGAUUAUUCGGAUUACUAGUCAGCGUGCUUCUGUUAACCUUGUAUGCAGAAAAUCCAACAGAUGAUACGAGAAUUUCAGAACGAGAGUUACAAUAUAUUCUGGAACAUACAAACGGAAACACAGCUCAACAGAAUCCUCCUAUCCCAUGGAAAAGAAUUCUAACUUCCUUACCCACCUAUGCUUUCUUUAUAUCAUUGUUUGGACAAUUCUGGAUGGUAUUUUACCUUCUAACAAUUCAUCCUAUCUAUUUGGAUUCGAUUCUUCAUCUACCUGUAAAAGAGAAUGGUCUUCUAACUUCAGCACCUCAAUUAGCGCAAGUAUUAACAGGUUUCAUUGCCUGCUGGUUGUCUAUGCGGCUAAAACACAUGAAUAUUAAAAGCAUUAGCUUCAUCAGAAAAGGAUAUAAUUCUCUAGGUGAGGAUAAAAAUACGUAUUGA
This is a messenger RNA of Parasteatoda tepidariorum (common house spider), 1390 nucleotides long. Its product is annotated as putative inorganic phosphate cotransporter. NCBI's taxonomy places the organism in Eukaryota, Metazoa, Arthropoda, Arachnida, Araneae, Theridiidae. The record is from RefSeq and is a predicted model, not a curated record. Gene Ontology annotation, molecular function: transmembrane transporter activity. Gene Ontology annotation, biological process: monoatomic anion transport; transmembrane transport. Gene Ontology annotation, cellular component: membrane.